AUCAGUUUUUGCAUUGCAUGUACUGCAAAGGGUUGUUUGUACGGAGAGAUCUGUGGCGUCAUUUAAAAAGAUGUCCCUCAAAACCAGCAGCUGACAGUGAAGAGCAAGGGAGGAGGAGAGUCUUGGGCCUGGCAUCUAUGGCAGAGUCUUCAUUCAGUCAGCACAUAUCACAAGGAGUUUGGAAACUCUUAGGUGUGAUGAAGCAGGAUGACAUUUCCGCUGUGGUCAAAAAUGACCUGAGUAUUCUUCAGCUUGCACAGUCGUUUUUUAACAAACAUGGUCAUGACCCUACCAAAUUUGAGUAUAUUCGACAAAAACUCCGUGAAGUUGGAAGAUUGUUGCUGACUUUGCGUAGACAGUUUUCUGUGUACAGUCUUGAAGAAGCUCUGAAACCUGCCAAUUUUCAUAGACUUAUUCGAGCGGUUCAAAUGGUGUCUGGCUAUGAUGAUGAGAGCCACUGCUACCAAAGCCCAAGCCUUGCCCUGAAACUGGGGCAUUCAUUGAAUAAGAUUUGUGAAAUCAUUCAGUGCCGAGCACUGAUGUCUGAAGACAAGGAAUUGAUCUCAUCAACAGAGACCUUCAAAAAGCUCUACUCCUCAAAGUGGUCUGAGAUGAUCUCACACACUGCUUUGGUGACACUGAAUGAGGCCAAAUUUAACAAGCCAUCAACACUUCCCUUCACCCAGGAUGUCCAGUCUCUUCAUCAGCUCCUUGAGAAGACUGCAGAUACUGCUUUUCAGAAACUACAAGAGACUGCAUCUCCUCAAAGCUAUGCAGAACUGGCCAAAGCAACACUCACCAGAAUCAUUGUUUUCAACCGCAGACGUGCAGGAGAGGUCUCUAAAAUGCCGCUGAAGGCUUUCAAUGAAAGGGACGGCACUUCUCUCCAUGAAGAUGUAGCGAUGGGCCUGAGCAAGUUUGAGCAGAAACUCUGCAGCCAUUUCAGUCGAGUUGAGAUCAGGGGGAAGAGGGGAAGAAAGGUUGCGGUUCUUCUCUCUCCUGAUAUGGUCGAUGCCCUGAUGCUACUGGUCAGCAGGAGAGGUACAUGUGGAGUGCUAGACACUAAUACUUUCUUGUUUGCUCGGCCAAACUGCCAGAGUUACUACAGAGGCCAGGACUCUCUGAGGGUAUAUGCAAGGGAAUGUGGAGCUCAAAAUCCAGAAUUUCUCAGAUCCACUCAUCUUCGCAAGCACGUGGCUACGCUCUCUCAAAUCCUAAACCUGAAAAACAACGAGUUAGAUCAGGUUGCUGAUUUCUUAGGGCAUGACAUCCGUGUCCACCGUGACUAUUACAGACUGCCAGAAGCCACUACUCAGCUUGCUAAAAUAUCAAAGCUACUGUUAGCCAUGGAAAAGGGCUGCCUUCCUAAUCUUCAAGGCAAAUCCCUUGAUGACAUUGAGAUUGAAGAUGAGAUCAACAUGACCGAUACUGAUGACAGUGAUCCUGAAGAAAGUGAAUCUGAUGAUGAGGCUCUUGCUGGAGCUGCGGGAAACUCCAGUAAUGCUGGUGUUCAGAAGAUGCCCAUUGAGAGCACCACUGAACUUCCUGAAGAGAGUGAGAGUGAGGCAGAAACUGAAAACACACGGAGAGGGCAGAAGGUGUCCUGGUCAAACGCUGAAGUUACAGCUGUAAUCAAACAUUUUAAGGGCCACAUAGCUAAAGGAAAACUGGCCACACUGACUGAAUGCCAGCAGUGUAAAUCUGCUGAGGAUCCUGUUUUGGUGAGACGCAGUGCACAGAACAUAAGGGAUUUUGUAAGAAAUCGAGGAAUUAGCUUAAAAAGGAAAACCCAAAGCAAGUGAUGUUACAGUACAUUUUGUGUGUUCUUGAUGCCAUUCAAUUAACAUUAGCACUUUGGCUGUUGUUUUUAUUUCCCAUAGUGCAAUACUGUUAUGGCAGCAGUUCAUACGAAUAUCUCCUUGUAGAAAUCGAGGUUGACUGUUAGUUUGUCAAAAAUUACAAAAUUGUGUAAAUUUCUCAUUG
Molecule: messenger RNA, 1983 nt
Organism: Carassius gibelio (silver crucian carp)
Lineage: Eukaryota; Metazoa; Chordata; Actinopteri; Cypriniformes; Cyprinidae
Exons: 4
Coding region: 18-1802 (594 amino acids)
Biological process (GO): DNA integration; DNA recombination
Molecular function (GO): protein binding; DNA binding
Source: RefSeq, a predicted model, not a curated record